Molecule: messenger RNA, 4853 nt
Organism: Cricetulus griseus (Chinese hamster)
Lineage: Eukaryota; Metazoa; Chordata; Mammalia; Rodentia; Cricetidae
Source: RefSeq, a predicted model, not a curated record
CGGGCACUUCCGGCCUCCCGCUUCAGGACUGUCUUUGAAGAGGAGCUGGCGCCAGCGUUUCGGUGUGCUGUGCUGCGAUUGCUGCUACAGAGAGCUGAGCAGGCAGUAUGGGCGAGCUGGGAAAGCACAACAUGAAUGCAGUGACCUAUGAUGAUGUGCAUAUCAACUUUACUUGGGAAGAAUGGACUUUGAUGGAUCCUUCUCAGAAGAAUCUCUAUAAAGAUGUGAUGCUGGAGACCUACAGGAACCUCACUACUAUAGGAUACAGUUGGGAAGACCAUCAUCAUACUGAAGAAUAUUAUCAAAGUUCUAGAAGAUAUGAAAGGAAUGAAAGAAGUCAAACUGGAGAGAAAACUUCUGUAUAUACUCAAUGUGUUAAAACCUUUGCACAUGACACCCAUCUUCAAAGGCAUGAAACAACUCAUACUGGAGAGAAACCCUAUGAAUGUAAUCAUUGUGGUAAAGUCUUUGCACGCCGCAGUAACCUGCAAAUGCAUGAAAUGACACAUACAGGAGAGAAACCCUUUGAGUGUGAUCAGUGUGGUAAAGCCUUUGCACAUCACCAAAGUCUCCUACUACAUAAAAGAACCCACACUGGAGAGAAACCAUAUGAAUGUAAUCAGUGUGGUAAAGCCUUUGCACAUCACCAAAGUCUCCGGCUACAUAAAAGAACCCACACUGGAGAGAAACCCUUCGAAUGUAAUCAGUGUGGUAAAGCCUUUUCAUUCCCCAGUCACCUGCAAUUACAUGAAAGGACACAUACUGGAGAGAAACCCUAUGCAUGUAAUCUGUGUUCUAAAGCCUUUGCUCAUCGAAAUGAUCUUCAAAGGCAUAAAAGAACGCAUACUGGAGAGAAACCCUAUGAAUGUAAUCAGUGUGGUAAAGCCUUUGCUCGUCACAGUACUCUUCAAAGGCAUAAAAGAACGCAUACUGGAGAAAAACCCAAUAAAUGUAAUCAGUGUGGUAAAGCCUUUGCUCGUCACAGUGCUCUUCAAAGUCAUAAAAGAACGCAUACUGGAGAGAAACCCUAUGAAUGUAAUCAGUGUGGUAAAGUCUUUGCAAGUCACAGUAGUCUUUAUAUGCAUAAAAGAACCCAUACUGGAGAGAAACCCCAUGAAUGUAUUCAGUGUGGGAAAGCCUUUGCUCGUCACAGUGCUCUUCAAAUGCAUAAAAGAACCCAUACUGGAGAGAAACCCUAUAAAUGUAAUCAGUGUGGUAAAGCCUUUGCUCGUCAAAGUGCUCUUCAAAUGCAUAAUAGAAUCCACACUAGAGAGAAACCCUAUGAAUGCAAUCAGUGUGGUAAAGAUUUUGCACGACUCAGUCAUCUGCAAAUGCAUGAAAUGACACAUACUGGAGAGAAACCCUAUGAAUGUAAUCAGUGUGGUAAAGCCUUUGCACGUCACCAUAGUCUCCGACAACAUAAAAGAACCCACACUGGAGAGAAACCCUAUGAAUGUAAUCAGUGUGGUAAAGCCUUUUCAUUCCCCAGUCACCUGCAAAUGCAUGAAAGGACACAUACUGGAGAGAAACCCUAUGAAUGUAAUCAGUGCGGUAAAGCCUUUGCUCGUCACAGUACUCUUCAAAGGCAUAAAAGAACCCAUACUGGAGAGAAGCCCAAUGAAUGUAAUCAGUGCGGUAAAGCCUUUGCUCGUCACAGUACUCUUCAAAGGCAUAAAAGAACGCACACUGGAGAGAAACCCUAUGAAUGUGAUCAAUGUGGUAAAGCCUUUGCAUGUCACAGUACUCUUUAUAUGCAUAAAAGAACGCAUACUGGAGAGAAACCCCAUGAAUGUAAUCAGUGUGGUAAAGCCUUUGCUCGUCACAGUGCCCUUCAAAUGCAUAAAAGAACUCAUACUGGAGAGAAACCCUAUGAAUGUAAUCAGUGUGGUAAAGACUUUGCACGGUCCAGUCAUCUGCAAAUGCAUGAAAUGACACAUGCUGGAGAGAAACCAUAUGAAUGUAAUCAGUGUGGUAAAGCUUUUUCAUUCCCCAGUCAUCUUCAAAUACAUGAAAGGACACAUACUGGAGAGAAACCCUAUGAAUGUAAUCAGUGUUCUAAAGCCUUUGCUUGUCACAGUCAUCUUCAAAGGCAUAAAAGAACCCAUACUGGAGAGAAACCCUUUGAAUGUAAUCAGUAGUCUUCAAAAAUCAUGAGAGAAUGUCCAUCCUGCAGAGAAUCUAUAUAAAUGUAACCAGCGUGGCAAAGUUUUGCACUUUAUACAUGAGUAAAACUUUUUGUGUGAAAUCAAUCUGUUAAUACCUUUGCAUAUUACAGUAGUCUUGGAGUACCUGAAAAAGAUAUGGAGGGCUCCUUAUUAUAAAGAAUUUGGUAAGAUCUUUUGCCAAUACGCUUACAUUCAGUUAAACAAGAGUGUUUAUUAUGUAGAAAAGAAUUAGACAGUGUGGGCGAUCUAUUCAAGCAUUAGGAUGACUCUUUUUAUAUUGUUUGCAUGAGCGAACUCAUGGGAAAAAAUGAACUUAAGAAUUUAUGAAUCUCUAUAUGUAGGGUAAAAGAGCCAGCCAAAGAAACACACUGACCCUGAAAUCAGAGCAAGUGAAAGACACAAACUUUGGCCGUGAAUCCAGAGCCAGUGAAAGAAACACUUUGGCUCUGAAACCAGAUCCAAAAGACUAAAACAAACAAACAAACAAAAGGACCACUGAAAAAAAACACACUUUGGCCUUGAAACCAGAGCCAAAGAAACACAUUCUACCCUUGACAAACUGAGCACAAAACCAACCAUUCCCUGAUAAUGAAAUACGGCCAAUCUCAGGUUCUUUAAGCUCAGUGAUUUAAAUCCUACCAUCCCACUCUGAAAAUCUCCAAGGAAAAACUGCCCAUAAGAAAUACUAUAUAAAAGUCCUGUGUCUGUUCAGUGGCAGAGGGCCUUUUCCACCUUGACAGACGCAGCCACUUUCCUGGAUUCCUCUUUUCCAACUAAAUCUCUUGAAUCAGAGUUUGGGAUGAAGACUUUCAUUCACCGUCUUGGAGCAGAAACUCUGUAGUAGAGUGGAGAAGAGAAGCAAGGACACCUCUGCUGGGAAACUCCCUUAGGGAGUAAAACAGAGGUAACAACUUUUUGCUGGAGUCAGAGCACUGCUACAUUUCUGCAGUGGUUUCCCUCUUAGUUAAUUGAAGCAAAAGAGUACCAAUUUGGGCCGGAGCUGAGAAGAAACAGACAUCUUUGUUGGGAAACUCUCUAGUGGAGCGGUGCAGAGAAGUAAUGGACACCUCUGCUGGGAAACUGUUUGUAGAGUUGAUUGAAGCCCAGGAUACCUUCCCUUAACAGCUGUGGGUAUAACCUUAUUUCUGACAGUCAGCAUACAUUUUUCUUCAGAGCUCUAGGUAUCCAGGAUAACUUCCUUCCACAAUCUGGUAUAGCCUGACUUCCCUAUAGUCAGGAUUCCUUUCUCCUCACAGCUGUAGGUAACCAGGAUACCUUCUUUUCACUGUGUAGAUAUAGCCUGACUUCUGACAGUCAAGGGACCUUUCUCUUUAGAGCUGUAGGUAUCUAGGAUACCUUACCUACACAGCUUCAGGUAUAACCUGACUUUCCAAUAUAGUACCUUUCUCUUAAUAGCUGUAGGUACUUUCCCUUCACAGCUGUAGGUAAAGUUUAACACACACACACCCUAGCCUGUAACAUACUGAAUUUACAUGAUAAUGUAACCCUUUUAGAUUUUAUACUUCAAUUAUAUAAAAUAACCAAUUCAGAUAUAAAACUUUAUGGGUUUGUAUUAGUUCCUUUUCUGUUGUUGUGAUAUAAUGCCUGUCAACUUAUAAAAGAGUUUAAUUUAACCCUAGGUUCCAGAGGGAUACAGGACUCCAUGAGAGUGGCAUGACAACAAGUGUCAAACAUGGCAGCUAAAGCAGGAGGCUAAGAACUCACAUCCUUAACCUGUAGUAUAAAGCAGAGAAUGGGAACUGUAAAUAGUGUGUGGAUGUAAACUCUCAAAGCCUAUGCUCCCAAUGAUAUAUUUCCUCCAGCAGCCCAACAUUUUCUAAAUCUUCCCAAGUGAUACCACCAACUUAGAAGGAUUGAUUUCUCUGACUUCAAGCCUACAUGCUUACUUUCUGUUACAUGAACCAAUUCAUGAUGAAGAAAAACUCUGUAAGUAAGCCGUUAUGUGCCUCAAUACCUGUUAUAGGAAUGAAUGCUUGCAAAAGAAAAACUUUCAUGAGUGAAAAUUUGCUUAAAGAGUUGUUUUAAUUAUGUGAUGCUUGUGUUUAUAUGGGAAUGUAAAUGUACAUGCAGGUUCCUGAGAACGUUAGACCCUUGGAUCUUGUAGCAGGAAUUACAGGAAGUUGUUAAAAAUCAGACCUUGGUCCUGGGAAUGAAUAUAUCUUAACUGUCCAUCCAUGUCUCUAGCACUGUAAAUAUUUUAAAGCCUAUUUAUAUCAUUGUGAAGUGAGGAAAUAGGGACAAACUCAUACAAGAGAAAAAUCCUAUUCAUGUAAAGGAUUUGGUAAAGACUUCAGACCUCACAAUUGUCUUCAGCUUCAAGAAAAAAAAAAUCUUGUUCCAUUUCUUUUUCAUGGUAGCCUUGAAGGAAAUAAAGUAAGUGUGUCUGUGAAAGGGUGGUGGGUUGUUGUUCCUGGUUUUGUUUUUCGGAUUUUCAGAAAUUCCCUUGAGAUUUUGUUGUUUGUUAUUCAGCCUGGCUUGGAUUUCUGUAAUGAUUUAGGGAUACACUUGGACUCAAUGAUCCUCGUGUGUUUGCCUCCUGAGUACAAGUCAAAGGGUAGAUGGUAUACUGUACCCAAUAUGUGCUGUUUUGUAAACACAAUUUAAAAAUGUUAAUGUUAAGAUGCUUAAUUUAAGAGAAUAGAAGAAACAUUAAAUACCUUAUGUGUA